Molecule: messenger RNA, 3877 nt
Organism: Gigantopelta aegis
Lineage: Eukaryota; Metazoa; Mollusca; Gastropoda; Neomphalida; Peltospiridae
Exons: 7
Coding region: 79-2784 (901 amino acids)
Biological process (GO): positive regulation of double-strand break repair via homologous recombination; interstrand cross-link repair; replication-born double-strand break repair via sister chromatid exchange
Cellular component (GO): Fanconi anaemia nuclear complex
Source: RefSeq, a predicted model, not a curated record
GCGGAAUUUCCAAAAUGGCUGAAUUUUUACGUUUUACUACUCUCACAGAUAUAGUCAUGAACAUAUCUUCCUACUUGAAUGAUUAUACUUAGAGUAAAUUAUGGAAUUAUGUCUAGAUUCAAACAUUUUCCAUGUGCUGUACAUGGAUUAAUUUUUGUUGCGUCCGUGGGCGAUAAUUCGUCCAUAAAUGUCGGUGUUUAUCGAAUGUCACAAACUUCAAGAGAGAUUGUGGAUCAUGAUUCGGAAUCUUUACACCUGCAGUUAAAACCAGAUUGUGAAACACAGAUUGUGCAUUUUAAAACUUGUGUAGAGCCUGACACGGGGUUAAUCUUACCAGUACUUGUCCUUUUAAUUAAAAGUAAUACUGCAACAGUGAAAAUCAGAUCUGCUGGUGGAGUUAAAGCAUCACGUUUGUACAUUUUUGGCAUCAAGUAUGACGAACAUAAAAAAGAAAUUUUACCAUUACGAUAUUUUCAUGUUAAUGGUCAACUUUGUGAAGAGAUAAAACUUUUGAAUAAUCUAAUAAUUACAUGGAUACAGAAUGGAUUGAUACACAUAGCGGUUCCAUCACCUCACAACAAAACUCUACUCUGUAAACAUGCUUUCCAAAUUAGUAAACAUUUAAAAAAUGUAACCAAUGAAGAGUUGAUAUGGACUGGAAAACCACAAGGAAUUUGUCAGGGUUGCUAUCUUGCUCUCUGUAGGGUUACUAAACAUGACACACCAUCUGAUGGUGAUAUUUUUCUUGAGAAUCAUGUCAGCGUACAAUUCUUGUUGAUCCUGUUGACUGAAAAAACAGAUGGACAAUGGUGUAAUCAGGAAUUGUGUGUUUCAGAUAUAAUUCCAGAAAUGUAUUCUGCCAAUCUGUUAACUCUCUCAGUCAUUACCUGUAAAUUGAAACAUUCAGUAGCUUCAGCUAUAUGUGCAAACAAAAGUAGUGCUAUAAAUCAAACAUCCAUUGAUAGCCAUGUAAUUGCAUUAAUAGAAAAUGGUUACCUUCUUGAACUAAAGUGUGGACAAAUUCAGAGAUGUUUUCAGCUCGAUAAUCCUUGUUUUCAAAGUCAUUUUUCAUUUGAAAUAGCAGGCUUGUUUGGUACUAAUAGUAUAGAACAGUUUGCUGUAAUCAAUGUGCAGACUUCGGAUGGAACAGAAUGCUUAGCAGUGGAUUUACAGAAGAGAAAGGUCUCUCAUCACUGGACGAGUACAGGAUACAUACUGACUGGAGAUUUUAUACGUCUGGGAACACAACAGCUCCUGGUCUUGUUUAGUGAUUGGUCUUUUCAAUCUUGUUCUGGCUCCUGGCUGUUGACAGACUUUGGUACAACACAGAUAGAUACAAGAGAAGCAACAGAUGCUUCAAGUACAAGCACCGACACAGACUCUUCAUCAAGUGUUCACGCUGUAGUGAAAGCACUUGCUAGUUGUUUGCAGAAAUCAAAAAUCAGUCUUCAAGAGGAUGAGAAUGAUCUGUUAGUGAAAAAAGAUUUUGUCGAGUCAAUGUGGAGCAGACUUCAACAAAGAAGUACUGGAGGUGGCAGUUCUGGGAGUCCAAACCUAAUGGUGCCAAUGGUUACGUUAGUUGAUGGAUGUCAGAAGUCAAGCAAAUCAGAAACCAGUCCAUUGUCAAGUAGAAUUCAAAUUGAAUUGAAGCAAGUCUGGCAGUUUGUUAUUGGAGAAAAGUGGGUUGUUGGUGUCACAGUAGUGAACAAUUCAAAGAGACCUAUAUCAGACUGUGUCCUCUCUUUGGUUUCCAAGUCAUCUGGAUCGACCAGAUAUGUCUCACAGUCACGAUGGCCUGUGACGUCUGGUGAUAAAAGCACUGCUCCGACUGUUGUCAAAUCUUUUCACAGUAUGGCAAAACGGCUGAAGCUGGAUGUUAAUGCUUUACCACUGACUAGCAGGGAUAAGAAAAUAAUCCAACGUAGUAAAUCGGCAACUGUUGCAUGUUGUACAGCCAUGCCGGUCAUCAGUUUUGAGAAAGAAAUCCCAUUCAGUGUGAUUCUGCACUGUGUUGAAGUACAAGAGCCGUGCACACCAGGUUCCGGUGAUGGAGAUGUAAUCUCCGUGUGUUGUGGAGAGGUGGCGAUUAAUGUCCACGACUACACUGACGGCAGAUAUUCCAUAGAUUUGAAAAAAGACACAGUUGCAGCAGAAAAAUGGGAUUCUGUCAGAGAAGCCAUGGAUUGUGCCCAGCUGUCGGUCCUUCUUAAAGUCUGUUCCACGUUCAGUUUACUGGGAAAUAUGAAGUCAUUGCUGACACAGCAGGCUGGGUUCAUCUUUCAUAAGGAAUUACAGUCAUACAUCUGUUGUGAUCGUGAGGUUCUCAACUUGCUCAGGAUUCAAGUCCACACAGUCAAGUCAUCAAAGGAAGUCAUUAUUCAGGUAUCAACUAGGGAUGAAAGCCAAAUUCUCCUUUUGGUCCAGUACUUGUAUUCACAUUUUCCGGAUGACAUUACUAUUCUACCCAGCAAUGAACACCGUACCCAGAACGUGGUCCAGAAUUCACUAUCUUGUAUCACAGAGGAAAUUCAGUAUGCUAUGUCUGGUGCGCGGGAUUUGUUAUCUGUAGAUGAUGACAUCCAUCCAGAAGCAAAUGAUGUCACAGAGAGCACAAGUGUUGAUACAAUCAGUAAAAUUCAAGACCGGUUUAAAGAGCAACAAAACAAGUUUGAGAACCAGUCAAAGGGAUAUGUGGCAAAGGAGAAAUAUAACGAGUUUUGUAAACAGUUACUGGUGCAUGAACUGAAAACUGAUGAAAGUUUCACUUAUGUUGACAAUUUGUGAUUGAGUGUAUUGGGAAUAUUUUCUCAAUUUGAAUAUUUUACUGAUGGUAUAUUUUUAGUGUUGUUGUUGUAGUAUUCCUUUGUUCAAACAAGUACAUGCAGAAUGCUCUGUUUGAAAUACAUGUACAUCACAAUUAAUCAAUCAGUGUGCUCUGGUGGUGUCGUUAAACAUAACAACCUUUACUGUAAAUCAUAUCUUAAAAAUCUAGCUGAUCUUAUGUGCGAUUUGUAUUGAUGAUAAUUUUUUAACCUACAUAAAUCCAUAUGUAUGUUCAUGUCUUCUAAUUUGCAUUUGUGUAUUUUUAAAUCAUAUGUUGUAAUUAAGUUUUUAUUAUGUCAACAGGGUUUGGGAUCUUGUUCAUUUGGUAGAGCACUUACCUGAGAUGCUUGGGUCAUUGAAUUAAAUCUACUUAUGGACCCAUUGGGUUUUUUCCCUUCCAACCAUCCUAUGACUGGUAUAUCAAAAGUUGUGGUAUGUGCUGUCCUGCCUUUGCAUAUAAAAUGUCCAAUCUAAACACUUUGAGUUGGAAUUACAAAAUGUUUGGCAUUCAGUAGCCUAUAAAUAAUAAAUCAAUGCAGACAAACCCAGAGGUAAUGUGCUACCCUGAAAAGUUUUGUUUAAUGGGAAAAGGGACCACACUAACUCUUGAAGAGUGACUUAAUUUGUGCAAGUUUCCCCAUCUGCAGCUGUGUAUUGCUAACAAUUAUCAAGAAUGAUGUCACAUAUAACUCAUCCUCGUUUUUGAAGAACAUUUGUUUAGCAUAGGUAUUUUAUUGAAGUGCUUAUGUGAAAGCUAAAAUAGGAAUAACGCUUUUUACUCAUUAUUGGGAAUACUGAUUUGGUAAUAUAGAUUAAACCAUAUUCCUUAUAGUUAACAAUUUUAUUAUAAAAUUAAUCUUUAAAUUUAUGUAUAUUUUGGGAAAUAUUUUUUUGAGUUAUUUAGUAGAUAAACUGUUGUGUGAUCCUGCAAUUAAAAAUGUUUAUGCUGUUUUAUGCUACAGUCAUAAUCUUUGAACAUAUCUGAUUAAUAUUUAUCUCUAUGUCUGUUUUUAUCCUUGUAAAGAAUAAGACUUGAAAAUAAAAAUAUUUUAUU